Molecule: messenger RNA, 594 nt
Organism: Microthlaspi erraticum
Lineage: Eukaryota; Viridiplantae; Streptophyta; Magnoliopsida; Brassicales; Brassicaceae
Source: the annotation of a GenBank genome assembly
AUGGCACCUGCUCUUCAAAUCAGAGAACCAACCAUGGGCACAGUUGACUGGAGAACACAGUUGCUACCUGCUUCACGCCAGUAUCUCAUCAACAAGAUAUUGGAAACAAUAAAGAAGCGCUGCCCGUUUGCUGGACCAGAGGGGCUUAUCGAGCUCAGGAGAAUCGCUGCUAGAUUCGAGGAGAAAAUCUUCAACCUUGCUGAGAGCCAGAAUGAUUACUAUCGGAAAAUAGCCAUGAAGAUGCUGACUUUUGAGACUUCUUCUUUACCUAUCCCUCCUGCCAACAACAGCCUACCUUUGGAUUCGGGCCAUGUUGUGGUCAGUGACAACUCAGUGCCUUCUCUUCCGAACGAAGAACCUGCCGUGAACACAGCUGACUGGAGAACUCAACUGCCACCGGAUUCACGCCAGAAGAGUGUCAAGAACAUAGUGGAAACACUAAAGAGAAAUGUUCCAUACACUGGGCAAGAAGGAAUUGAGGAGCUCAUGAGAAUUGCUGCCAGCUUUGAGGACUUGAUUUUCACCACUGCUAAAAACCAGGAGGAUUACUUUCAUAAAAUAUCCUUGAAGAUGGAGACUAAUUCAGCGUUCUAA